AUGGUCCCGCCGACUCCACUCCGAUAUGCCAACGAAAUACGUUCACCUGACCUGGACCCUGCAUAUACUUCCCCCGCAACGCCGGCACGAAGAAGGCGACCAAGGGCCGUUGAUCAAAAGCCGGCGGCCGGAGAUGCGGUUGCGCAAACACCACAGCAACCCGAUAUCGAGUGGAUCCCGAGUUUUAAGUCCUAUCGCGAUAGAAAUUUACGGCGAUUGAGGAAUGGCGGACUCAAAAAAACACUUCCGGAAGGAUUUCCAACCAAGUUGGAGUCCCCACUUGCGUGGGAAGGAGAUGAAUUGAGGGAGGAAGAGUACAUUGUGGAGCUUUCGGCGUUGGAGAUAGAAGAGACCGAGGAGGCAUUAAGAGACUUUAAAUCAAAAGGAAUUUCGAUCUCAUGCAUAAGUCGACAAAACUUUGUCCUGCCAACUCUUGGUCCUAGGCUUAUUGCUCUGGGAGCUACGCUGUACUACGGGAGAGGGUUCUUUGUCUUGCGAGGCCUCGAACCACAAAAGUACUCCAGUGAGGACAAUGUCCUUAUUUAUGUGGGGCUCUCAAGCUAUGUGGCCGAGAAGCGUGGAAGACAGGAUGAACACAACAACAUGCUCCUUCACCUAAUUGAUCUCACUUCGGAAGUUGCGCCGGAUAACCUCCGCCAAGCACCAUACUCGAACGUCCAACAGCCUUACCAUACAGAUAUCGGGGAUAUCCUGGCGCUUUAUACCCUCAGCCAAGCCAAAAAGGGCGGAAAGAGCAAAAUCACAUCUUCAUGGACUAUCUAUAAUGACCUGGCUGAAUCCAGGCCAGAUCAUAUUGAUACCCUCCAGUCUCCUGAUUGGAUCUUUGAUACAUUUGGACGGCCCGGAGAACCGUACUACCAACGCCCACUACUGUUUAACCAAGCAGGGAAGAUAAUAUUCGCGUUCUCACGGCGUAUCUUAACAGGCUCGAAGGUGUCACCACGCUCAAAAACCAUCCCGCCGAUGACAGACGCCCAAGCCGAUGCGCUUGAUGCGCUCCACUUCACGGCAGAAAAACACUCGCUAACACUGGAUAAUAAACGUGGGGAUAUCCUGUUCUGGAACAACAUGAGCAUCCUGCACGCCCGGGAAGGGUUCACGGACGGCACUUCGAGGGACCAGAAGAGGCAUCUGUUGAGAUUAUGGUUGAGGAGCGAAGAGCAUGCGUGGGAAACUCCAGACUGUUUGAAAUCUGCCUGGAAUGUUGCGUAUGGGGACAACGAUAUCUCGACCGAGCUCUGGCCGAUAGAGCCGAUAACAGAUCGGGAUCAUGUGACCACUCAACGUCGCUCAUCGGGCCAUGGUUAA
Molecule: messenger RNA, 1329 nt
Organism: Morchella importuna
Lineage: Eukaryota; Fungi; Ascomycota; Pezizomycetes; Pezizales; Morchellaceae
Exons: 5
Coding region: 1-1329 (442 amino acids)
Molecular function (GO): oxidoreductase activity
Source: RefSeq, a predicted model, not a curated record